Molecule: messenger RNA, 1848 nt
Organism: Didymosphaeria variabile
Lineage: Eukaryota; Fungi; Ascomycota; Dothideomycetes; Pleosporales; Didymosphaeriaceae
Exons: 1
Coding region: 1-1848 (615 amino acids)
Biological process (GO): ubiquitin-dependent protein catabolic process; establishment or maintenance of cell polarity
Cellular component (GO): MUB1-RAD6-UBR2 ubiquitin ligase complex
Source: RefSeq, a predicted model, not a curated record
AUGCGUGAAGUCAACUUCUCCAUCCCGAAUGCCAACAAGGCCUCUGUCAACAUCACGACCGCCCUGUAUGAUCGCCGCGCCCUCGACUGCACCUCCACCCUCCCCCUCAUCAAUUCUCUAAACCACCUCGCAUACCUCACCACAUCCUCUGCGCGGAUACGCGACAUUCUCACCGUCGAUGGCGGCAUCGAACGGUUGAUAUGCAUUCUCAAAGAGGGCAGGAGCAAGGACAUGAUGGACAUGUGGAAGUGGAACCUCGCCUUCCAGUGCAUCUUCAACAUUGGCGUGCGUGGCUCAGAGAAUGUCCGGACACGUGUGGUCGAGGCCGACAUGGUGCCUGUCAUCGCUACCAUCCUCGACAAUUACAUCAAGGUAGUGGACAAGUGCAGAGAGCGAGCAGAAGCAGAAUUGCGAAGGAACGCUCGUCUCGGCACCUCAAGCCGUCACCACUCCUCUCGGUCCGGCGAGAUGGCAUCUGGCUCAGGACACAGAGCUGAACGUACACGACGUGCCGUACCCCCUCCCAUCGAGAUACCCCAAGCCUUCAACCACAACCAAGUGCCAUUGGAGUCACAAAAUGGCGACAUCACCCCUACGCCGGCCUUCUCUCUGAGCUCACCGCCCGAGCGGACCACCUUCACCCGCGGACGCCCACCACAUCACCACCAUCAUCGAAGCCAUGAGAAUAGAGGACAGUUGUUUGGCGCUGUCGGCACCAACCCACGCAACAUCGGCCAGCCGCUAGUGUCUGCUCUGCCGACAAUGGAGACAACCGAGACCUUUACUCUAAGGCCCGUGCGGGAUGCGGAUCGGUUGCCCUCCAUGCUUCCCGCGUUGCAGGGGGAGAUUACUUCCCAACCUGAAUCUCCUACUACACCAGGUGCCGCACAAGCGCGGCAAAGCAGCCCUCGCGCCGCUAUUGCGCGUGUCCGACGCCGCCCCUCCAUCCGACACCAGCUGUCCAUGUCUGGCGAGUCUGAUCUCGAUGCACAACAAGACGACAUUGCACCCGAGGCAACGACAACGGCUGGUACCGCUGUGAACGAGCCGAUCGUGGGCAUUCAAAACAACGAUAUUAAUAUGUCAGACAUUGUCGACAACGCGGAGAUGUUGGACGCAGGAGCUACCCCAGUGCCUAUUGCUGCACCAUCCGACGCUGCAGACGAAAACCACGAAACAUUCAACAUCACACACCGCCCUGCUUUGGACGGAAGUUUGAUUAACCCUACAGCGCAGACGACUGCACCCAUUGGUGGCUUCUCUCCGGUCCAGCCUGCAAUUAAUGUAGUCAACACCAACCCUCCUCCACCAUGGUACCCUCGCUACAACCAAGACCGAACCGCCACAGCCGGUGCGCUGGCCGCCAUGCCGCGAGACGAAGACGUUCUGAUGUCGCUGCAAUUGCUAGCGUACGUCUCAAAAUACUGCAACUUGCGCUCCUACUUCCAACAAUCGCACUUGGUUCCUAAACUCAAGAUUGGCAGUGACCUACAGUUACUCGAUGGCGAGACGGCGAGCCCCACGCCAAUGGCAGAAGACGAGGAAGAGUUGGAAGAGUACGAAUUGCCGGAUGAUUUCAACAUUUUUCCUCUUGUGGAAAAGUUCACCGUGCGACACCACACGUCCGACAUGCAGUACUGGGCUAGUGUUGUCAUGCGGAACCUCUGCAGGAAAGACGAUUCGCGAGGAGGCAUCCGCCAGUGCGCGUACUACCAGUGUGGCAAGUGGGAAGAGUACACACGACAGUUUGCCAAGUGCCGCCGCUGCCGCCGCACAAAGUAUUGCAGCAAAGAGUGCCAGAAGAGCGCGUGGGUCUAUCACCGACACUGGUGCGUAGCAGCGAACUAG